Messenger RNA from Erinaceus europaeus (western European hedgehog), 3036 nucleotides. It is a transcript of the gene PHYHIP, whose product is annotated as phytanoyl-CoA 2-hydroxylase interacting protein. The transcript has 6 exons. Lineage: Eukaryota; Metazoa; Chordata; Mammalia; Eulipotyphla; Erinaceidae. Gene Ontology annotation, molecular function: protein binding. Bases 615 to 1607 code for a protein of 330 amino acids. Gene Ontology annotation, cellular component: cytoplasm. The record is from RefSeq and is a predicted model, not a curated record.
CACCGUGCUGGAGUCCCCAAGGACAUCUGCAUAGCUCCUGGAGAGACCCUCUGCCCUUUGCCCCUCCCACCAGUCAGGGCCCGCGGGGACCAAGCUUGCUUAUUGUCACCUGACGCUGGGCAGCCUCUGAUUCCAUUGGUGGAGCCAGAUUCGGUCUGGUUCUUCCCUCUCUCUCUCUCUCUCUCUCUCUCUCUCUCUCUCUCCUUCCCUGCCUCUCUCUCUCCUCCACGCUGCUUUGAUUCUGCUCUCGCUGCUCCCCUUGUGCUCGCUUGGCUGGAAACGCAGUCUCUCCUCUCUGGGCAGAAGCUGCCUGUGGGGCAUGGAAUAAACCUUCCUGACGGCUGUGAAAGGUGCCUGAACUCUGUGUGAGCCCCUGCCUGUGAGUCAGGCACUCCCCUGAGCCUUGCCUGGGGAGCCCACCCCAGAAGGGUCCCUCGCUUCCCCCCUCUUCUAGUCUUCCUCUGCGGAUCCAGUGGAACCAGGCCCUUGGCAAAAGGAUUAACAGCUGGAUCCGGUCCCAGAGCACCACAGCCAACCACCCCGUGACCAUUGUGCUGCAGUCAGCGUGCCAGCUGAGAAAUCGGGUCUCCACAGGAGCCAUACCACAGGGGAACAUGGAGCUGCUGUCCACACCUCACAGCAUUGAGGUCAACAACAUCACCUGUGACUCCUUCCGCAUCUCCUGGGCCAUGGAGAACACUGACCUGGAGCGGGUCACCCAUUACUUCAUUGACCUCAACAAGAAGGAGAAUAAGAACUCCAACAAGUUCAAACACCGGGAUGUUCCCACCAAGCUUGUGGCUAAGGCUGUGCCACUGCCUAUGACGGUGAGAGGCCACUGGUUCCUGAGCCCCCGCACAGAGUACAGCGUGGCAGUACAGACGGCUGUGAAGCAGAGUGACGGGGAGUACCUGGUGUCUGGCUGGAGUGAGACGGUGGAGUUCUGCACAGGGGAUUAUGCCAAGGAGCAUCUGGCCCAGCUGCAGGGGAAGGCUGAGCAGAUUGCAGGCCGCAUGCUCCGCUUCUCGGUCUUCUACCGCAACCACCACAAGGAGUACUUUCAGCAUGCCAGGACCCACUGCGGGAACAUGCUGCAGCCCUACCUGAAGGAUAACAGUGGCAGCCACGGCUCCCCAACCAGCGGCAUGCUCCAUGGGGUCUUCUUCAGCUGCAACACGGAGUUCAACACUGGCCAGCCCCCACAGGACUCCCCCUAUGGCCGCUGGCGCUUCCAGAUCCCAGCCCAGCGUCUUUUCAACCCCAGCACCAAUCUCUACUUCGCAGACUUCUACUGUAUGUACACAGCCUACCACUACACCAUCCUGGUGCUGGCGCCCAAGGGCUCCCUGGGGGACCGCUUCUGCCGUGACCGCCUGCCCCUCCUGGACAUUGCCUGCAACAAGUUCCUGACCUGCAGUGUGGAGGAUGGGGAGCUGGUCUUCCGCCAUGCUCAGGACCUCAUCCUGGAGAUCAUCUACACUGAGCCGGUUGACCUGUCCCUGGGCACGCUGGGCGAGAUCAGCGGGCACCAGCUUAUGAGCCUGUCCACUGCUGAUGCCAAGAAAGACCCCAGCUGCAAGACAUGCAACAUCAGUGUGGGCCGCUAGGGACUCCUGGGGAGCUGGGGGUCCCAGGAGAGAUGGCAGGCAGGGUGGCAGUGGGUGGCAUAGGUUCAGGAAUCUGGCUUUCUCUCUCCUUCUUCCUGUGCUCCCUUUAAGCCGUCGGCCUCCACUUCCCUACCCCUCAGCAUUGAAGGCAACAGAGGGUGCCCUUUGGGUGACCAGCACCCUGUGCCUGGUGGACUUGCAAUGGCUUCUUGGCCUCAGUAGGAUGGUGGGUGGGUUGGAUUCUUGAGUCCCUCUCCCCUUUCCUCUGAUUUCUUGUCCUGUUGUGUUUUGCCUCACCCAGGCCUGCAAGUAGUUUGCCUGCUUCCAGGGCUGAUGCAGAGCUGUGGGUGCCCUUCUCCCACCCCACCACCUACUCAGGGCCCACUGCAGAGCACCCUUUCCUGCAGAGCUGGGCCUGGGGCUCCAGCCUAUAAAUAGUACCCUGCACCGCUGUGACCCUGGGCUAACCCUUGCCCACAACACCCUCUUCCUGCCCAGGCGGGCUGUCCCUCAUCAUCUCUACUUUCCUCUGGAAAGGAGCCCCCAUUUUCUCAUAGCUGGGGGAGGGGGGCUCCAGGCCAUUGAGAUAUCCCUUUUCUUCUCUCUGGAGUUGACUGACACCCAGUGAACCUUCUCUUUUGCUCAGAGCCCCUGGGGUCUAGAAUGCAGCCGCUGGGGUUGAGGAGGGGGAAGUGACCCCUGAGACCCAGAGGGAUCCUUCCUCUGUCAGAAGUGAGUUUCCCUGCAUCCCAAGGGGGUCCCAGCUUGCAGAUAUAAUGGAGGGUUUUCUUGCAGAGCUCUGGCACCCUGCCUGGCUGUGCUUUGUGCUCUCUCUCUGCCAUGGUGCCGCUGUGACUACUCUAUGCCUGUGUGUAACCUGGACUGUGGCUUCUCUGCCAUCCCCCACCGUGCAUUGCUUCCCUCCCUCCCCCACAAAGCUUAUUGGCAGAAAGUCCUUCCCAGGGUGGAGGUGCUUUUGGGACCUGCUAUAGUGUUUUUACCUAUUUCCUACUUUUGUAUGGGUCACCUAGGUGGUGAGCAGGGACCCCCAGGACAAGCAGACAAGGUGGGGUAACUGGAAGACAUGCUGAUGGAGCAGCCAUCACAGUGACAUGAAGGACAGAAAGGACCAGCUGGCCAAUGAGGCCACACCACAGUGUGUGUGUGGUGGUGGGGGGGGGACAGGUGGGACAACUGGUGGCCUCUUCUGCAGCUGAGGGGAGUGGUGUGGAGAUUGUCUCCACGGCAUGACCCAAGGGCCUAGAAGACUGGGAGCUGCAUGAAGGAGAGGACCUUACCCCCUCUGCUGACAGUGUUGCUGGAGGGGUGGCCCACUACCCUCCCCUGGCCCUCUGAGUCUGCCCCAGCUAGGGGGUACCUGCCUGUGCUGUGCUUUUGAUGUGCAUCAAUAAACCACCAAGGCCUGAGA